This is a messenger RNA of Ictalurus punctatus (channel catfish), 1681 nucleotides long. RefSeq names its product interferon-induced protein 44-like. The transcript is spliced from 5 exons. Bases 34 to 684 code for a protein of 216 amino acids. The record is from RefSeq and is a predicted model, not a curated record. Lineage: Eukaryota; Metazoa; Chordata; Actinopteri; Siluriformes; Ictaluridae.
UCAGUCCAGAGGGUCCUCUCAGGCCAGAACGCCAUGAUUGCUCUGGAAAACUCCACACUUACAGGAAAAAGCUUCACAAAAAAAAUGAACAUACACAAGCUGAAGAAGGGCCGGGGUGAGCCUUAUCCUCUGGAGAUCGUUGACAUCAUGGGGAUUGAAUCGACAGAUGGAGGAAUAAAACAUGAAGACAUCAUCAAGGCAUUUUUGGGACACAUUUCAGAUGAGUACAUCUUUAAUCCUGGGGCAGCCAUAACCGAUCACGACCCAAAAUACAAAAAGAACCCAACUUUGCGUGAUAAGGUUCACUGUCUGGUGUGCAUUCUGUCUGCGGACUCUGUUUCAAGAAUGGACGACAAGGUCUUUGAUGAAUUGAGGCUCGUUCGAGAGAGUGCUAGCCUGUUGGGAAUCUCUCAAGUCAUCGUCAUGACCAAGGUGGAUAAAGCCUGUGAGACGGUUAGCCAGGAUUUAAAUAAAAUAUACUACAGCAAGAAGAUCAAAGAGAAGGUGGAUAACUGCAAUGAUAACAUGGGCAUCCCAUUAAACGCCAUCUACCCUGUGAAGAACUACUCUGAAUCCAUCAUCCAAGAUCUAGCAAUCGACAUGCUCCUCCUCACGGCAUUGAGAGAUAUUCUAAAUUUUGCCAAUGACUAUGUGGAACGUGAGUUGGAAAAAGAUGAGGCGUAAUGAGAGAUAUAAAAAUAUACAUUGAAAUGUGGAUUGAGGUCAACCUUAGUUUAGGUGUGUGCUGUACUUUAUUCUUUAACUUCUCCCUUCUUCAUACUCGUCUCGUUUGCAUCAUUCAAGUUGAUCAAGUUGUACAAGUUGAUCUUCAUCUCAUCUGUUCGUAGUAUGUUGUUCUAGAUGUGUUUUUAAAAAAGUUUUUGGCAAACCAGUGCUUAACAUCUUGUGGUAAAACCUCUGUAUUUAGUCUGGUGAAGUCUUCUCUUGAUUGUUGACUUUGACACAGAUAUGCCUACAUCCUUGAGGAUAUUCUUGAUCUGGCCAACUGUUGUGAAGGAGUUUGUCUCCUUCACAAGGAGGGAAACUCCUUCUUUCAGCAGGGGAAGAAUUCUUCUGUUAUCCACCACAGUUGUUUUCCAUGGUCUUUUGUGUUCCUGAGCUCACCAGUGCAUUCUUUAUUUUUAAGAAACUACCAGUUGAUUUGGCCACACCUACUGUUUCUGCUAUCUCUCUGUUGGGUUUGUUUUCAUUGUUUGUUUGUUUGUUUGUUUCAGCCUAAUGAUGUUAUAUUUCACUGCCAGUGACAACAUUUUGGACUUCCCAUUGAGAGCUAACAGCAACAGAUUCCAAAUGCGAAUGCCACACUUGAAAGCAACAGUGUACUGUAUUUAACAGCAAUUUGCAGUUAUUACAAUUUCUUAUGAAUAAAAACCCAACAUCAUAUUUUAUCCAUUUGUAGUUACGUUGAAUUGUUUAAUCGUGAGAUGUCCACAAAACAAGUUAUCAUAAACAUUAUAGCAGUUGUAAACACUUGUUCCCAUAUUGGCCUCUCUUUUAAUCUAAAUAAAUAACACAUUUAAAAUGGGUUUGUUGUAUAAAUAUGUAACUACCAGUGAUACUGUAUCUUGAUAAUUUAAUAUAUGUAAACAUUUUUUUCAGAAUCACGAACACACAGAUAUGUGGAAAUGAUGACAAGAUCAAGCACAAUAAAGUUGAAAUG